GAAAAAAAUGAAGCUCUGCCCAGAAAUUGACACACGGUGGUAAACUUACCAAACCAACACACACACAGUCACAGACAUAUCGUAACUUGAAAACUCAAACCAAACACUGACACAGUCUUCGAACACAAUAAACCAUUUUCAUGGCAUCAUCACGAAUCAUCUCCCAUUCUCCGCCCAAUCUCCACCGUCAAUCUUCCCCUUCCGACUCCCUUAAACCCAUCCCCACCGUCAAUCUCACUUUUCCCCCAAAACGACACCGUAACCUCUGCAUUCGCGCUUCUCAAAACGACACAUCACACUCCGUUGAACUGCAAACCAGCCCAAACGGCGUCGUUUCCAAAGAUCCAAUCGCUCUUCCGAGGCCUUUGUCUUCUAAUCAGUUACAUACCGCUGUUUCCGAUGGUUCACGUCUUCGUGUUGCUUAUCAGGGGGUUCAAGGUGCUUACAGUGAAUCUGCUGCACGAAAGGCUUACCCUAAUUGUGAAGCUGUGCCUUGUGAACAAUUUGACACCGCUUUUGAAGCUGUAGAAAGAUGGCUUGUGGACAGAGCAGUUUUGCCCAUUGAGAAUUCAUUGGGAGGUAGCAUCCACAGAAAUUACGACCUUCUACUCAGGCACCAGUUACAUAUAGUAGGAGAAGUAAAAUAUGCAGUACAUCAUUGUUUGAUGGCCAACCAUGGUGUUAAGCUUCAGGAUUUGAAGCGUGUUCUUAGUCAUCCACAGGCUCUUGCACAAUGUGAGAACACCUUGACGGGGUUUGGCUUAGUCAGAGAAGCGGUUGAUGAUACAGCCGGUGCUGCAAAGCAUGUUGCCCACAAAAAACUACAAGAUGCAGGAGCUGUUGCUAGCUCUGCUGCUGCAGAGAUCUAUGGCUUAAGUAUACUUGCUCAAGACAUUCAGGAUGAUAGUGAUAAUAUCACCCGAUUUUUAGUAUUGGCGCGAGAACCGAUACUUCCAGGCACAGACAGGCCAUUCAAGACAAGCAUAGUUUUUUCUUUAGAAGAGGGUCCCGGGGUGCUUUUCAAGGCCCUUGCUGUUUUUGCCCUGCGUCAAAUUAAUCUUUCAAAGAUUGAAAGUCGUCCUUUGCGAAAGCAACCUCUACGAACAUCUGAUGAUAACAACAAUAGGUACUUUGAUUAUCUUUUCUAUGUUGAUUUUGAAGCCUCAAUGGCUGAUCAGAAUGCACAAAAUGCCUUAAGGCAUCUAAAGGAGUUUGCUACAUUCUUGCGAGUGCUGGGGAGUUAUCCUAUGGACACUAGCACGGCAUAAAUAUUCUCCAAAAGAGGACUUGCAGAUAUUGUUACUUUUCAUACAGCACAGUUCUUCCAGCCAUCGAAUCUUGUGAAUGGAAAUAGAGUUUACUAUGAUUCAAUAUACAGAUAAACAGAAAACAAUAGUAUCAGAUGUUCAAGCUCCUUAAAAUUUUGAUGGGUGUUAUUCAACAUUAUGAAUCAGCGUGUUUGUUCAAAUAUUUUCUCCUGGUUGUCCUUGCUACCAGUUCUCUUGGAUGUUUUAUGGUUGUCCUUGCUACCAGUUCUCUUGGAUGUUUUAUGGUUGUCCUUGCUACCAAUUCUCUUGGAUGUUUUAAAAUGCCAAUGGCUAAAUGCAAAGUGAUGCUUCUACAACAGGGACCGUGUAUUUAUGUACUUUUUAAAAACAGUGGAAACUCAUUUUUGUAUGAAGAGGAGACUGCAUUUCCUCUACUAUUUGCUACCUCUCUAGUGGCCGUCAUGGAUUAUUUUAGGCAAUGCAAUUUGUACUCUUAAUUUAUGCGUCCAGUUUGUACUUUACACCCUUAUUUACUCUUGGUUAUUGUAUAAUUCACCCUUUAUUCUUGUUCU
This is a messenger RNA of Medicago truncatula (barrel medic), 1840 nucleotides long. RefSeq names its product arogenate dehydratase 2. The transcript has 11 exons. Gene Ontology annotation, biological process: L-phenylalanine biosynthetic process. Gene Ontology annotation, molecular function: arogenate dehydratase activity; prephenate dehydratase activity. The coding region runs from base 141 to 1268 and encodes 375 amino acids. NCBI's taxonomy places the organism in Eukaryota, Viridiplantae, Streptophyta, Magnoliopsida, Fabales, Fabaceae. Gene Ontology annotation, cellular component: cytoplasm; chloroplast. The record is from RefSeq and is a predicted model, not a curated record.